AUGUGUUCAGAUCGCAGCCCUCAGCAUCCCUCGUGUUUGUUCUUCCAGUACAACACACAGCUGGGCCCUCCCUAUCACAUCCUGGUUGAUACCAACUUCAUCAACUUCUCCAUCAAAGCCAAGCUGGACCUGGUGCAGUCAAUGAUGGACUGUCUCUAUGCCAAGUGUAUUCCCUGCAUCACGGAUUGUGUAAUGGCUGAAAUUGAGAAGUUAGGACAGAGGUAUCGUGUGGCAUUAAGAAUUGCCAAAGAUCCUCGAUUUGAGCGCCUGCCUUGUAUGCACAAAGGGACCUAUGCAGAUGACUGCUUGGUACAAAGGGUUACUCAGCACAAAUGUUACAUAGUGGCCACGGUGGAUAAAGAGCUCAAGCGCAGAAUACGAAAAAUCCCAGGAGUGCCCAUAAUGUAUAUUUCCAGGCACAGGUACAAUAUUGAGAGGAUGCCAGAUGAUUAUGGAGCUCCUCGAUUCUAGCCUAUCCAGCAAGCCAUCAUGCCAGCAUAAGGGUCCUUCUG
Messenger RNA from Tinamus guttatus (white-throated tinamou), 512 nucleotides. Lineage: Eukaryota; Metazoa; Chordata; Aves; Tinamiformes; Tinamidae. The record is from RefSeq and is a predicted model, not a curated record.